Molecule: messenger RNA, 8042 nt
Organism: Pezoporus flaviventris
Lineage: Eukaryota; Metazoa; Chordata; Aves; Psittaciformes; Psittacidae
Gene: AHRR
Product: aryl hydrocarbon receptor repressor
Exons: 11
Coding region: 145-2424 (759 amino acids)
Biological process (GO): regulation of transcription by RNA polymerase II
Cellular component (GO): nucleus; aryl hydrocarbon receptor complex
Molecular function (GO): nuclear receptor activity; transcription cis-regulatory region binding; protein dimerization activity
Source: RefSeq, a predicted model, not a curated record
CCGGCGCCCUCCGUCCCGCUGCAGCAGCCCGCUCUCGCACCUCCGCCCCUGCACCGCCGCUCAGCGCCGCGGACGGGGGGCUGAUCUUCGCCCGCAGAAACUUUGCACCCCCGGGUCGUGGCGGGGACCGUGGGCAUCCAAACAAUGAUUCCUCCGGGGGAAUGCCUAUAUGCUGGGAGAAAAAGGAGGAAACCCAUUCAGAAACAAAGGCCUGCAGUUGGGAAUGAAAAAUCGAAUCCUUCAAAGAGACACAGGGACCGCCUGAAUGCAGAACUGGACCAUCUGGCCAGCCUCUUGCCUUUUCCACCCGACAUCGUAUCGAAGCUGGACAAACUUUCUGUCUUGCGCCUUAGCGUCAGCUAUCUCCGAGUCAAAAGUUUCUUUCAAGCCAUUCAAGAAAAGCACUUUAAGAAGCAAGUUGGCCAAACGAUAAAAGAAGACAACGUAUCUAACAAGACUGCUGUACAAGAAGGUGGACUUCUACUAGAAUCACUGAACGGUUUUGCAUUGGUGGUGAGUGCAGACGGAAUGAUAUUUUAUGCGUCAUCAACGAUUGUGGACUACCUAGGGUUUCAUCAGACUGAUGUAAUGCACCAAAACAUAUAUGAUUACAUUCACGUGGAUGAUCGCCAGGAUUUCUGUAGACAACUGCACUGGGCCAUGAAUCCUCCCCAGAUGUUAUCUGGACAACCACUACAGGCAGAAACAGGAGAAGAAUAUAUUCUCAGUAAAUUGUUUAAAGCACAAGAGAAUGACAGCAUGACAACAGAUUAUUCUUCCUUUUUAACUCGUUGUUUCAUCUGUCGAGUUCGCUGCUUGUUGGACAGUACUUCUGGUUUCCUUACAAUGCAGUUCCAAGGCAAACUAAAGUUUCUUUUUGGACAAAGGAAGAAGUCCUCAUCAGGAACAGUAUUGCCACCUCAGCUGUCAUUAUUCUGCAUAGUGGUACCACUUCUGCUCCCUUCUGUGACAGAGAUGAAGAUGAAAAGCCUACUUGUGAAAGCAAAACAUAAAUCUGAUGAUGCAGCAGCAGUGAAUACAAACUCCAGUUCCAAAAGUAAUUCAGGGCUGUGUGAAGCAGCAGAUUUAUAUGGAAGAAACAGUCAUCAUGAAGGUGCUGCUUUCACUAAUGUAUUACAGAUUGCUGAAAACCAAAUCAAAGCGAAGAAUAAUGGAGAAAAUGGCAUUUCUCUAGUCAAAGUACAAAAAAGUGAAGAUCACUGGGUCUGGGUUCAAGCCAACACUCAACUUCUGUAUCGAAGUGGUUGUUCAGAGUAUGUCCUUGCCCAACAGCAAAUGUUAAAGGAAGAAGAUGAACAACUGAAGAUACUAAGUGGUUUUGCCAGUUUGAAAGGAAACCUGGAGGGGCUUUCCUAUAACAGCGCCAUUGAAACUCUGGGCCAGUGGAAGCAUCUUAACUGGACAGCAGUAAAAAAUGAACAAGAUAAUGUAAAAGUGAAGUUUGAGCCACAUACAAACGGUGAGUGUUUUAUGCAAGAGGAACCUCUCAGUUCCAACACAUCAGUUUUAGGUGUUCAAAGCAACUGCACCACAAACAGUAGCUGGACUUUAAGAAACUCAAGCUCUUGUUCUAUGAGCCAGCGAAUGAACACAUGUUCAAACAGGAGAGCUGGAUCAUUCUACAACAGAGACCAAAGCUUCUUAAACUUAGCAUCAACUUGUCCUUCCCACUGGGGGAGCACAGAAAGCUGCCAGUCUUACUCAGGUGUACAACAACGUUGUGCGGAGAACUAUGCAACGGACCAUCUGAAAAUGCAGAGACCAUUCAUAUCCUCAGAGUCUUUCUAUGACACAGCCUUUCCCUUGGAGAUGCCUAUCAAAACGGAAUAUGAUUCUGAUUCUGAAAACAUUGCUGAUAACUACCUGAUCUCACAAAACCGAGCCUGGGUGGAUGAGAACAGCUCAGUGAGAAAGCAGGUGUUUAGCUACCCCAAUAGAGUACAUCUCAAAACAGAACUGGACCUCUGCGAGCCAGCCUCACCUUGUCAGAAGCCAAGGCACUGCCUUUACACACCGCAUAAUUGGCAGUGCAUUGUAGCAAAUCAUCCCAACAACCUAAACCUGAACAGAUCUUGCAAGGGUUCACGUAGCAAGGAGGUGGCCCCGUUUUAUGCUCAGAACUCCUCCGGGUGUUUGGAAAGCAUGCCCGACCUGACACACACGGCUUGCUAUGGCCACUUCUACAGCCCCAGCCCAGGAGAGGAGAAAGAGCAGAAUAAUGAGGGGUUUAAAAUGCCGUGUGAAUUUAAAAAACCCUGCUUGGUUCAAGCAAUCAAGCGUGAACCCCUGGAUUCUCCACCAUUGUCCAGCAGUGGACAGAACAGAAUACAAAUGAGCUUCCCUGAAAAUACAUUAGCAGGUCCUGUGCCUCAUAAAACCACUGAAUGUACAUUUUUACAAUAGAUUUUAUAACUUUUGGAGUAUUUAUAAUGUUAAAAGCAUGAAGUUGUAGGUUCUCUUCCACUUGGGUUAAAUAAUUUACUAAAAUUAAAAGCCAGUGCAAAGAUUUUGUGUGUGUGUGUGUGCGCAUCUGUGUAUGAGAAAAAACAGACACAGACACACACACAUCAUAUACCCUGUACUGCCCUACUACCCUUCUCUUAGUGAUCUUUGGAAAGAAAGAAAGAUAAAACCUCAGGCACAGAAAAAUAAUCACUGCUCACUGCACAGGUAUACAUGCUAAUUUGUCUUUUAUCAUCUCUCCUCUCAUGUCUACAAUUCAUUGCCAAGGUCUAGCUAUUUCUGUUUCGUGCCUUUGUUCAUUUUUGUUUUCUGAAGCUGAUAUGGAUGUCUCUGUGCAAACCUAAAAUGUUUAUGGUCUUCAGUGCGGCCAGUUUACCUUAGUGGUUUUUGUAUUUUUAGUUUUUUGCUAUUCUAGUAAGAAGCAUCUUCUAUACCUUUAUCUCAGCAUUAAACUAAUGGCAACAGGAUAGCAUUAAUUAAAACAAAUUACUUUCAUAAAAUGCAUUAGAAAUUAUUUCACUUCAAACUGAAGUUCUUCCCAAGUUUCCUUGAUAAUACUGAUGUUUUAGCAGCCAUAUUUUUCCAUUCUAAAGCCAUCAGCCUUUCAUGUUGCUGUUCGAAAGACUGAACAAUGGAAUGUUACCCACUUCUGUGAGUUACCAAUGCUGUAAAAUGUACAUGAGAAGAAAAUAUUUCCCCAAUAUUUAUUGCUGUUAUUUGUAACAUUAACAAAGGAAAUGCACUUUUUAAUUUGAUAGUAUUUCUUUGAUUGAUAACAGCUUGUUAGAUAUUGUCACCUGGCAUCAAAACCAAACACCACAUUAAGAUUACAUAUCUUAUUUUCAAAAGCAUCCUAGUUUCAUUCUCAAAAUAAAAUCUUAAUCUCUUAAACCAAGAGCUAACUGGAGGAUGCAUAUGUUUCAAAAGCACAAAGUUUUUUUUCUGAAAACAGAUCUGAUGCUCUCCUUUGAACCCAGGCAGUAAUGUAUUUCCACCAAAAAAAGAAAAAAAGAGUACAACUUCUGGUUUGGUUUUUAUUGUUGUUGUAGUUUGACUCCUGCACUAACUUUUGUUUUAAAAUUGCACUAUGUCAACUUUAUAUCAACUUCACCUAUAUAAAAACCACAUCAUUUUUUAAAAAAGGCCAAAAAAAACCUUAGAUGUAUAUGUGCUUUUUGAAAGAAACCCUAUAAUGAAAGUUUUCUUUUCAAAAUAUUAUAAAUAAUUAUAAUGUCUUCAUUUCUGUACCUGCUAGUCACUAAAGGCAUGGCUUUACAUGCCAGAACAGUGGCAUAAACUUCUCCCAAAUGCUAUAAAUAUGUGCGAUAAGUGUAGUUUAUGGGGAAUGUUUCUGCACCUGGGAGGCUGCUCUUCUCCAGAACUAUCUGUCGUCUCUGAUAGAAAUUAUUGCCUGUAUAUUAGAGUUGACAGAUGCAAAGUUUACAUUCUUUGCAUGUCAGUUAAGUGCUUGUGAACAAUCGUUUGAUCUGAAAUGCUGCACUUUACACUGAAAUGGUACCUUUUGAUGGUUGUCCUGCAGAAGGCAGUAUUCCCAGCAAAAAGACGAGAGUCCACAGUAAAGAGGGACAAUAAUAUCUUACUUUAGCUCAAAUUAAUUCUGCCAUAGUCCAGCUGACCAUAACCAAGCCAUGAAAACAUACUUUUUUGUGUGUGUCUGAGGUAAAUCAGUUUCCUGUUGGCUAUGUGCUGCUUCUUACUUAAGAUAGUCUUGAUAUCCUUGCUUUAAUACUGCUGCCAGUGGGUGCAGUGCAACAUCAGACAUGUUCUGAAGUGAGACUACAAUGGUGGAAUUUACAUGGCUCUCUGGUACACCGCUGUUCACAUCACAUCAAUUCAAGCCAAACUGCAGAAAUGCUUACAGGCAAGCAAACUGGCUACUUAUGUACAGCAAGACUGCUGAAAAGCUGCUCAUUUAAUUCCAUGCUUGGACUCACUGUCACACCCCUCUAAGAGAGAGUACCUGGGCCUGGUUUUGCACUACCUUGCACCUUUCUCUCAUCAUUUACAUUGAUGCAAUGACUGUAAAACACUGUUGUCCUAAUCUGGGCGUGCUGGUGCCAUUUUGCACAAUGUAAGUGUUUAAAUCAGGUGCAGCUCUGUAGAGGACUGCGCCACAGAAUGCCUCAUCUGUGCUUAGAAAUAUUUCCUGACGUGACUACAAUGGGACAUCUAUACCAGCCAGAUUUCUCUCUUCAGUGUGGAACAACAUAUAUUAACAACAGAAGUUCUGUACAGAUCAUUCUGUUACAGAAUGAAGGCUGUUUUGUUAACAUAAAUACCUACUUUAAGGCUUUCCUUUUCCUGAUUUACUUCAGUUGGGAUGAUUUUUCUCAUGUUUCCAACAAAUACAGACAUAUUUUACACAUCUUAAUUGAUAUUAUAGAGGUAGAUGAAGCUUCUGCAUGUAAAAGAAUCUAAUUUAAGAGAUGUAACAGCCUUCUUCUAGGAGGAUGGAUGAACGUGUGACUCAAAAGUGCGAUGUCACCUUCUGACUCCCUACUGUGUAAAUCAGUCAGGUUUGCUUCCCUAUUGUUCCAUAAAGUCUGAACCCAAACACACUAAUCCUGCACAUCACAUUUGAAUUUGGCCCAGUUAAUUUAUGGCUGAGUAGUUAUUCCAGGUCUCACAUGAAAAUAUGUGGUAUCAGUGGAAUUCUUUAUAAAUUAUCACACACAUCCAUCAGUCUCCUAAGAACUGUGCUUAUAAAGUGAUCAGCAGUUUAUCCUCUUUUUGGACAACUGCUAACCACUGUCAAUAUGUUACUAUGAUAGUAAACAAAGAUCAGUUCCUUCAGUCACUCGUGUUUAGCCCUUAAUGAGCUGGUAUUUGUAUCCCUCAAACACAGCCCAAAAGUCUGUUUUAAGAGCCUCCAAAUGUAUUUAUUGUAACAACAAUAAAAAAGUAUUCUUGCAGAAGAAAUUCCUAGUCAAACACUCAACCUGAUAGGAACUUGGAGCAUAGAGGCUCCAAGAAAUGCCUUUCUUUUUCCAGUGUGUGCUUCUAACACCUGACUGAUGACAGUAUUCAAACUUCCUAAGCCAUAAACACUCCAGAGGUUGAGACAGAAUGAGCUAAUGAAUUCUUGUGUUCGGGGAUAUUUUUUGAUAUUCAUCCAUAUUUUUUCUAUAUGGAAGGUGAGCAGUUCUAAAAGCUCUAAAAGAAUGUGUCUCCCUCUGAGAUGUUGCUCAGUCCACAGACAGCAGAGACUAUUAUCAAUGCUAAAGCUGCUGAAUAAGGUCUUGUCUAUACUGCGAAUGUGGCCUGAUUCAUCUGUCAGUGGACAGCUGUCGAGCGCCAUAUGAAUGCUAGUCCAACUGAAGUACACCAUUAUAAGCACUAUUUUUACCAAAAAACAACCUGAUUUGAGCCAAGAGUAAACUUGUCCAACAAAAAGAGUGGAUUUUCCUGCUGCUUCUAAGGUUUGCUGGGGUGCAGUUACCAGUGGCUGAAACUGGGGAAGACCUCCACUGUAGAUAACACUACCAAGCAUUUAUAUUCACUUUAGACUCUCUGGAUACCAAAGUAGAGCUUUGUUUUGAACAUCUGAGUGAGGGCAGCAGUGUGCAAGAGGUAAGCUGGUUUCAGUUGGUCCUCAGUUUGGAGAUCCAACUAGUGAAAUGAAAGAUCAAGGGACUGUACCUAUAGUCUCUGCAGGAAAGACUGACUUCCUACUCCUUGAUUGUAAUGCUGCAGUGCAAAGUAUAUGUCUAUGGUUUAAUCACCCUUCAUUAGAACACAGUAAUGUAUUCUGAAAAUCUUUAGAAAUUAAUCAAUCGCCUCUGGGUGUCAUAGGGAAAUAUGACAUUUGUGCAUCAGCCGCUUCAGUAAGCCUUUGGGUGCUCAUCUUUUGACGGUAUGAAGAGCAACAGGGCACAUGCAAUUCUGCAAAUUCCUAGUGCUUAAAAUACUUAAAUGAGAGGCAACAAGCCUGAGGCAAAGAAUAUUCUGUGGGAUAAGGUCAGCUUCUGCUGCCUGGAAGCCUUUCUUAACUUGUCAUAUUGAAGCCAUACUAGAACUUAAGUAGUACAGACUCACUCAAUAUAGCUACUUCAGAAAAGCCAUUGAAUUGUCUUAACAGUGGGUGAUGUUUUAAUUGGAAUAGUUAAAAACCCAACCUACCUACAAAUACAUACAUUGCCUUAGGUAGUGGGAAAAAAGUUAACGUACUUAAUUGUUUCUCAUCAGUGUGAUAUAACUAAAAACCACAAUCUCAGAAUGAUGGUGGUAUAGAGCUGUUGUUCUGUUGUUCUUGUCUUUUCUUUCUGCUUCCUUCUUCUCUUUCUCCCUACUGUCCUAGCAUAAACAUUCAAAAUGGAAAGACUCUUCUGAUUAUAUUGAGACAAAAACUCUGAACCUAAACCAGACUGUAGAAAAUUUCUCACUGGAAAAGGAAUUUCUACCCGUAGAGUUUCUUCCUCUCUUUUAAAUCUUGCAAAAUCCUAUGUGAAAUCAUGUGUCACAACUGAAGCAGACUUCUGCAAUGUGGGUAGUGAGCAAAGAGAUUCUGCAGGUGGUCAUGCUCAGGUUAUAGUCACAAGGCUUUUACCUAGCUGAAGGAGAUUCAGAUGGGGGGGGCUGCUGGUAGCUUAUGUUCACAGACACUACCACCCUGACAAACACAUCUUUGUUGUGCUUGAGCACACAUGGCAUGUGUUCUUCUCAUUAUAAAUGCAUUUCCCUAUCAUGCUAUCAGAAAUACCUCUGAACAAAGCAUUUGUUCAUAUAUAUAUAUGUAUACACAAAUAUACUAAACUCACAAAGUACUUUUGAAAGAUACCCAAACAUACAGAGACCCAAGGACUUGCCUGUGCUUAGACAAAGAUUUCCUUUGGAUAGAGGUUUAGGAGGGAAAGUAAAAAAAUGGAUUAAGACAGAUUUUUGGGAGAAAGAUAACCUUGAUUGAUAUAUUGCUGUCAAAGAGUAAUUAUUCUGUGACUACAGCAUGAAUUCUCCACCCACCACUAAUAACUCUGCUCUGAAACCAUGUCCUUAUUUUUGAUGUAGAACUGAAUUUGUAACUUUUCAGGCUGAAAAUAAUUUCUUAAAAACAAAGAUUGCAGUAAUUCAGUGCUAAGUUGUACUUCUCAAUCAGACAAAACAUCAUUCUAGGAGGCAUGAAGUGCUCCUGCUCCUUUCCUGGGGUUAGUCUUUAAAAUUCUGACAAAUUCAGCACCUGCAUUAACACUCUCACUGCUGGUAAUUGUAGCUCAGUUGUGCAGCUGGUGCUCUGACUGUGCAGUCUGAAGUUUCUUAGGAUUUCCUUGAUGCAAUGGGGCUCCAGGGACAGCUGUGUAACAGCCAAAACUUCCAGUUUCACAUUUUUACUAGUAGAAUUAUGGUAUUCCAAUGACUAAUACAAAAAUGUGGCAGAAGGUAAUGGAAAGAACACCAGCUGCAUAGUUAGCCUCGGUAAUUGUAUUUAACUAAUUAGAGGCUAUGCUAAAAAAGUCAGCUAAAGCACUGGUCUAGAGCUCCCUAUUUUUGCACAGGAGGAUGUCAUAGGAAUUAUAUCCCUGUGUCUUCCUUCUGAAUCUCAU